Molecule: messenger RNA, 9847 nt
Organism: Asterias rubens (European starfish)
Lineage: Eukaryota; Metazoa; Echinodermata; Asteroidea; Forcipulatida; Asteriidae
Product: huntingtin-like
Exons: 59
Coding region: 91-9072 (2993 amino acids)
Cellular component (GO): nucleus; cytoplasm
Source: RefSeq, a predicted model, not a curated record
CUGAUGUGACGAGGGAAGUAGUUGCAAUCUUCUUCUAUUUCUUAGAGCAAUUUAAGAGUAGAUGUUAGAUUUUAAAGAAAGGAAGCUAUAAUGGCAAACGUCGAUAAGUUGGCCAGGGCGUUUGAUGCCCUGAAAACUCAUCAGCAGGGAGGAAUUGGUGACGAUAGCGGCCAAAGGAAGAACAACACGACUCUGAGUAAGAAAGAUAGAAUAUCUCACUGUACAACGAUAGCAGAUGGGAUAUGUGCUGCAUCAUUCAGAGCUGUUGCGGAUUUCCCCAAGUUCUUGGGAAUUGCGAUGGAGUUGUUCUUUGCAGCAUGUAAUGAUGAGGAGUCAGAUGUAAGACUCAAAGCAGAUGAGUGUCUUAAUAAGUGCAUUAAGGUUUCAAUGGAUGGUAAUUUGGGGCGUGUUCAGUUGGAGUUGUACAAAGAAAUUAAAAAGAAUGGGUCAUCACGUAGCCUGCGUGCAGCGAUGUGGCGCUUUGCAGAUAUGGCACACCUCAUCAGACCCCAAAAGUGUCGCCCCUAUGUUAUCAAUCUGCUUCCUUGUAUUCCAAAGAUCUCCAGAAGACAAGAUGAUUCUGUCCAGGAGUCACUCACUAUUUUCAUGCAGAAAGUUCUUCCAGUUCUAGGUUCCUUCCUGACAGAUACUGAAGUAAAGAAUCUCAUGAAGGUUUUUUACCCCAAUGUGAAGCAUCAAUCCGCAGCAACACGACGUACAGCAGCUAGCUGCCUUACUCUGAUAUGUCAUCAUGGACGUAAACCAGCUAUGUACUUCUCAAUGCUUGUCAAGACCUUACUCAUGUUUGUAACCCCAGUCAAGGAAGAUCGCCAUAUCCAAAUGUUGCUGGGGGUACUCUUAUGCUUUCGUCAUGUCAUGCCUCAUCUGGCCACACAAGAGGUUAAAGAACUUGGGUUAAAGGGCAGCUUUGGGGUCACCAAGAAAGAAGAAGAGGGAGGAGUGACAUCUGAACAGCUACAGCAGAUCUAUGAGUUUCUACUGUACUGUACCCAACACUCGGACCAUAAUGUUGUUACAGCAACUCUGGAAACCUUACAACAACUGCUACGCACCCCUCCUCCACCGCUCCAUAAACUACUACUAACUAGAGGGGGCAUUACACAUAAGACUGUAUUUGAAGAAGACGAUGGGAAAUCACCAGAAGACACAGAAGAUUCAACUGGGGGAAGUCAGGUUCCGAGCUUGUUUGGUGCAGAUUCUGGUCUAGAUGAAGACCCAGACACAGCAAGUUUAGCAACAAGUAGCUCAAUAGCAGGAGAUAUAACAUCAACUACCAGUACAUCUGAUACAGGGAUAGACUCCGAGGCAGCUGUCAGUACUAUGCUUGCUAAUCUUCCUGAAGUACCUUUACCUUCAGGAGGAGAGGCUGGGUAUCCUGAAUCCCUGAUAGAUGAUGCAGAGGUCGUAGUCAAUGACAAUGAAGGAGAGUAUUCUAAUGUUGCUAUUGGUGACAUUGAUGAAGACUCUAGUAACCAGGAGGCAAUUGGUUAUCUAGGUGAUCAGAUGAGACAGAUGUCUAUUGACAGGCUUGAUGUAGAGGUAGGACUUGAUGCCAGGAGGGCAGGUGGUGCUGAUUUAUUAAGGGUUGAGGAGAUGGACUUACAAGAUGAUACAAGCAGGGAGGACUCUUCAACCAAGAACUCCCCCACUACUGAAGUUAAGACCAAAAAGGGUGAUAUAGGUUGUUAUACAGACGAUGACUACCCUAUUACCCACUGUGUACGGCUGCUGUGUUCAACCUACUUAUUAACAGGCUACAGUGGUGGUACCAUACCUGAUAGACGUGUUAGAAUCAGUGCUAAGGCCUUGGCCCUUAGCUGCAUUGCACAUAUGGUAGGACUCCACCCGAGACUGUUUUUUGCACGUCUUUUCAAAUCAGAUGUGUCAGAAUCACCAGAGGAUGAACAGUUGAUUCGUGAUGUCUUGGUCUACAUGACUCACAGUGAUCAUCAACUACGUGCCCAGACCACACUUCUAGUGGGCCACCUCAUCAAAUCUUCCCUGAUUGAAUCCGACUAUGACUUCACGAGUUGGUGUUGGGACCUUUGCCAAGAUCAUCUUCUGACUGAUCCAAUGAGUCUUGACUACUUGGUAUCAUUGCUGUCCUCUUCACUCAGAGAUGAAUCAUCUGUCACAGUAAGAAGUGCUUGUCAUGCCAUUAAGCUCUGCCUAUUUGAUCUAUGCAAGAGUCACCAUGGUAACCUUGGGCUUCAGUUGACUUAUGAUCUACUAGAACUCAACAAGUGUUCCUAUUGGUUGGUACAAGUGGAGCUAUUGGAUCUACUCAGCUACACAGAUUUCAAACUGAUGCAGUUUUUAGAAAACAGACAACAACAAUGGGCACAACCAACGAACCUGACAAAGUUAAAAAGUGUGCAGGAUUCUGUCUUGACUGAUGUUGUGCUUCAGUUCCUUGGAAGUCAUGAUGUACGAGUCAGACACGCUGCAGCAGAGGCUGUGGUCAAAUUGAUCCCAAGGCUGUUCUAUCCUGUGGACUACCCACACCAGGAGCCAUUGACAGCAUUAGCUAAAGAUCAAGUCACUCAGUAUUUAGAUCCUGUCAUUGGGGAAGCUGUGCACUAUUCACAGGCCCAGACUACUGCUAUGAGUGAGAUCGUCAUAUUCAACAGUGGCCCAGAGGGAGGAAGAGUUACUAUUGACUCGGCGUUGUCUAGAAUCGUUGAUUUUAUUGUCAAGACAAUGAACACUUCUUCUUCCAAGUUCUCCAGGUUCGGCUGUUGCCAUGCUCUAUGUCAGCUCUCCAUGACUUAUUCUGUUAUUGCUCAUCCAACGGCAUGGAGUUGUGCAAUGUGUCUUUCACCGCUCACUAAAGAUGGCUCAUUGAAAUCUGCUGGACGUGUGAGGAAUGCAGCAGGAAGCUUUGGUAGUCAAGGAGCACCAGUAGGAUUAGAGGAGAUGAGUAAUGGAUCAGGAUGUGGUACUCUACCUCUCAUUCUGUCUACAUUGACAUCUUCAUUACUCCUAUUGGACCUUACAGCCCACCAAGAUGCUCUUCAUGUAGCUGGCAACAUCCUUAUUGGAGUUGCCUACCACUCAUUGAAGGCUGGCAUAUCCAGCAAACCCCCCACUGUAAACCAAUCUACCCAAGGAGAAGAGGAGAGUUGGUCAUGCCUACAGAAUCGCUUAUUGGUACCUCUAGCUGCCCAGCUAAUGCAGCAUGUAGCCAGAGUUCUCUGCUUAUGUGCUCAUGUCAUUGAAGGAACACAGCCUGGUCCUCCAAAAUCACAGACUACACUUCCAUCCUUACCUGCUGGACCUUCAUUGAGUCCCAUUAAGAGAAGAGCUAAAGGAAGAGAUAAAGACACUGUAGAUCCGGGUAACACUUCACCCAACACACAGAUUAAAUCUCAAACGGACAAAUUGGACAAUACUGAGGAGAAAAAAAGUCCCAAGUCAACAUACGGUGCCUUUUAUCAACUACCUCACUAUAUGAAACUCUAUGAAGUGAUGAAGUCAGCAUUCAACAACUACAGGGUGACUCUAGACUUCAGUAGAACCGACAAGUUUGCCGGAUUGUUAAAGACAAGCCUGGACAGUUUUUCUCAGCUUCUAGAGAUUGCAACCAUGAGUGAAGUUGGGAAGUACACAGAGGAGCUGCUUAGUUAUAUGAAGUCUUGCUUCACCAUUGAACCUACAUCAACAAUCCUUUGUGUGGAACAGUUGUUAAAAGCUUUGUUCUUCACCAACAUGGCGAGCUCAGCUGAGAUUCCAUCUCCUCAGGUUGCUCGUAAACCUGGUAAGGCUACUCGUCUGACCUCCAACAUGAAGCCUGGCUUGUACCAUGACUGCUUUGAAGCUCCUUACACUCAAUACACCCAAUCUCUAAAUCAGUUAGGACCCAAGAUGAGUACUACUCCUGAGACUGAAGGAGGCAAUGCUGGGUUGUUUGGUUGGAUGAAGUCUAAGAUUGAUAGAAAGGGCAUUCUGGGAAAAGUGAGCGGCAAAGAAAAGUCGUCUGUGCACUCCUACAUACGUCUAUUUGAGCCAUUAGUUAUCAGGGCUCUGAAGCAGUAUACGAUCACCAGUAGUAUUCCCUUACAACAGCAGGUACUGCACCUCUUGGCACAACUUGUACAACUCAGGGUGAAUUACUGCUUACUGGAUUCAGACCAGAUAUUUAUCAACUUCGUUGUUAAGCAGUUUGAGUAUGUAGAAGAGGGACAGAUAAAGGAUUACGACACUCUAAUACCACACAUCUUCCACUUCCUGGUGCUGUUAUCCUAUGAGCGUUACCAUAGCAAAGCAGUCAUUGCAAUGCCCAAAAUUAUACAACUCUGUGAUGGAAUUAUGGCAAGUGGGCAGCAGGCAACUACGCAUGCUGUGCCAGCUUUGAAGCCAUUAGUUCAUGAUCUGUUUGUGCUACGAGCUUCUAGUAAGUCUGACUCUACUAGGGAGCUAGACACUCAGAGAGAAGUAGUAGUCUCCAUGCUGCUAAGACUCAUCCACUUCCAUCAGGCUCUAGAAAUGUUUAUUCCUGUCCUUCUACAAGCCCAUCGUGAAAGUGAAGACAAAUGGAAGAAGCUUUCUCGUCAGGUGGUGGACAUGAUUCUACCCCUUCUUGCAAGGCAACAGAUAAACCUUGAUUCCUUGGAGGCCAUAGAUACCCUUCAUCAUCUUUUUGGAGUUGUAGCUCCUAGUGCUCUACGACCGGUGGAUAUACUCCUUAAAUCACUUCUCCUUGUACCGUAUGAAACAGGUCACCCUACCCUGAAGCAGCGCUGGCUGGGUAUGGCCCUGGCUAUUCUCAAUGUCCUGAUCUCUCAAUCCAAAGAAGAGACUGUUUUAUCUCGACUUAGAGAGCUUGGUCUUACCACAGACCUCUUUGUCUGCCCACUGGAGGAUGAAAGAAGUAAAGAAGAGGACAUCGUUAAUGCGAACGUCUUACCUCCUGAAGAAGUAUUGGCAAGGUUUUUACUUCAAGUGAUUGGGUUCACAGUUACUAUAAAGAACCCGGUAAAUGGAUCCUCAAUGCAAACAAACCCCAAUGAUAUCUUCAUCUAUCAGGAGUUAUCUCAUCUCUUGCUCUACUUAGCACACAUGUUCAAAUCAGGAGCCUUUAGGAAGGUAGCGUCUUCCAUGAUGAUCAUGAUACGAAACUCCAGGAAGACAUGUUGGUUUACUCUAGAUCAACUCAACUGUACCUUCCUACAGCUGACUACAUCCCAUCCUAUACUGGUGCUUCAGUGGUGUCAGGUUCUUCUUCUUUUGAACUACAGUGAUCAGGACUUUUGGUCAGUGAUUCUACAGACCCCCAAGAGGCAACCACUGUCCAAGUCCUUGUCUAGUGGUAGUCUGGACAAUCUAGAGACUAAUCACCAUGACCAUUCUAAAGGUUGUCCUGAAGAGGUAGCUCGGCGUGGGGGUUUGGUGCUCUACUGUGACUAUGUGUGUGAGAAUCAAGCUGAUGCUGAACCCUUAACAUGGCUGGUAGUCAACCACAUCAAUGAAAUUAUACAGCUAUUUCAUGAACCACCUGUGCAAGAUGUUAUCAGUGCAAUCCAUCGUAAUUCUGCUGCUAGUGGUCUGUUCCUGCGAGCUGUUAAUCUGAGAUUUGUUCAUUUCUCUCAUCCCUGUCUGGUUAAACUUACUCUACAGUGUCUUCAAGGCAUACAUCUCAGCCAAUCAGGUGUUCUACUCACAAUACUCAUUGAGCGUUUCCUCAACACUCACCAACUGGCUAUUGCUCGUCUGUGUGACUCCAUUGCAUGUAGGAGGGUUGAAAUGUUACUAGCAGGUGGUCUACAUGAAAGUGCUGCUCAGCUAUCAGCAGAAGAACUGUGCAAACUGGAAGAGUAUAUGACUUCACAUAAGCUGUCUCAAAGACAUCCUAGGUUAAGCUCUCUACUGACACGGUUUAAGACUGCAAUCUCACACCAGGAUAGCACAGCCUCUCCCUCAACCAACAGACCCUACACAGAUCUUACAUCAGUAAUUCCUAAUAAGGAAUGGUUUCUGUCGGUGGUCCAACAAGGUUGUUUUGGUCAAACAACUGCCUCAGCAAGAGAGUGUUCGCUACUUCUAGCUUAUUUACCAUAUGAGGACAUACUAGCCACUAUGAUGACAGAGGAAUUCAGUUACCCUCUUCUAGAAGACUGCUUCCUCGUUGGAUUACAGCGGACGAGAUCCCUACAUCCCCAAGACUACAAAGGUUGUGCUACUGUUCCUCCUGAAUCACAAGGAUCUACCAAGAAGGAAGCUCCAUUGGAUCCAAUGCUACAGGCUUCUUGUAAUACUCUCCUGAGUCAUGUUCAUACUCUCAUCUCAAUUAUGCCAUCAGGACAUAAGAUCUUAAGGAUGGAUUCCAGGCUAGAUUCAGACAGGACACAAAGGGGUCGAUUGACAUCUUUAAUGCAAGAUGGAGAAUGGAGCCAUCGAGUACAUGAGUUAGCCUCAGCAUUGGUUAAAUACCUGAGUGCUAUGAGAUUACUAGGAAUGGUCAUACCUAGUCAUGCUGAAAUAGAUAUAGCUAGAUUAGCAGUCACAUGUCUGGAGGUAACUUGCUGGGCAUUGACCCAUCGAUUAAACGUCUCAUCUCAGAAUGUAGUCUUAGCAUUGGAAUGUAUGUCAGCCUGCCUACAAAACCAGCAACUCUUCACUGUGAUAGGCUCAACAGAUCACAUGACAUGGGUAUGCUCUGCCAUUGGCUGUGUUCAUCAGAUCGUCAAAAAAGUGAACCCCCAAAGGAAGCCGUUUUCCUCAGUUGAUGUUAUAGUUGAGCAGCAGAGUACAUUAAAAGAACAUCAAGAUAUGCAGACUGCCUGUCAACAGAUUUCAGAACUUCUAAUCAGCUUUCAGUACUCACCAACCUCCAAUGGAUACAACUCCCUUGAGCCUCUCCCGCAGUUCCUGAGAAAGCCCUUAAGGAAUGUAGUGAUCAGUCUGGCCAGGUUGCCCUUGGUCAAUAGCUAUGCACGUACUCCUCCAUAUGCCUGCAAGCUGGGUUGGACUCCCAGUCCUAGGGAAGGGUCAGUUGAGAUGCCACCACUGCCCAUGGAAUACCUUAAGGAAAAGGAAGUCUUGAAGGAGUUUGUCAUCAGGACUAAUGCCAUCGGUUGGACAUCUAGACAGCAAUUUGAAGAGACCUGGGCAGGGUUAUUGGGAGUGUUUACAGCUCCUGUCAUCGCAGAGGACAUAGCUCCAGAGGAGGAAAUUGAGCACAGUCAGUCCAUCUGUCUUGCAGUUCGUACCAUAUCCUCCCUGCUAGUCAACAGUAUGCUCCGCCCUCAGCCUGGUAACCCUACUAACAGCAGCUAUCAGCAAAUACCUCGACAUGGCCAUAAAGUCCUGCCAUUCCUCAAAACACCCAAAGGAAAGAAGUUAUUGGCGCUACGCUGGGUGGUACAAAGGGAAAUCCAGGCAAUGGCUUCUAAAACAGUGAAUGCAUCCAUCCAGAGGCCUGUUAAUGAGUUGGAUAACAUGGCUGAUAUGUACAUGAAUAACCUAGAACAAGAAUGUGACUCAACAAACUUUGAUUUGGCAAGGAUAUCUGUACAUGGCAUCUGGGCUAUUAACAACAUGCUUCCUCCAAUGGUGGAUGAAGAGGCUGAAAUACUAGAUGAGAAUGGUGAAGUAACUAGACCAAUCCGUACUUCACCUGUCAGAGUGCCUGGUAACUUGGAUGUCCAUUCCUGUCUGAUGUUCCUAGAGGGCUUGUAUGGUCAGUGGUUAUCACCAAUGGCUGUCCCACGGACACCACUUAUGCUGAUAUGUGAGACUGUCAAAUCGGUGUUAGUGAUAUCCGAUGUGUUUACACAGCGAGGUCAGUAUGAGUGGAUGUUUGAUACACUCCUUGAAGUGAAUAAGAAUCAUCCGGUAGAAGAUGAACUUGUUACUCAAUAUGCUGUGCCUGGAAUAUGUAAAGCUGCAGCCAUCCUAGGCCUGGAGAAGGACUUGUCUGAGAAGGUGAGUAAGCUUCUUGAAGUGACACUACGUAGUACUCAUCUACCUAGCCGUGUAGGUGCCUUGUAUGGAGCCCUCUACAUUCUAGAGUCAGAUGCUGUGGAAGAAAUCAAUGUCUUUAUUCCAGUGGUAUCUGAUUAUGUGGCACGGAACCUUCACUACAACUCACAUUGCAGUAGUCUUGCAAGUCAACGACACACUUUGGCUAUGUUAACGAUAGCCUUCUACGUCAUUGAGUAUUAUUACAACUACAUAAAAAGUACUGACUUCACAAGGGCCAUAAUGCAGAGUUGUAUAUCAAUGGCAUCAAUGAGUGAUGGAGCUACUUCACCUAGUGUCUACCAAGCUAUCAUGAGAGGAUUAGAACGAUUACUCCUCUCUGGUUUACUCUCAACUCAAGAGGCUGAAGUACUCACCAAGCUCAGUAUGGACAGGUUGUGCAUGCCAUCUCCUCUUCAUGCUAUGUCAGCAUUGGGAUUACUGUUAACCAGUAUGUACACUCAGAAGGACAAACAAACUCAAGGAACCGACUACCAAUCAGAAAGAGAAUGUGAAUCACAUGACCCUGAGAGUCAGGUCAUGGCGAUGGAAAGGAUUUCAGUUUUGUUUGAUAGAAUCCGUAAGGGUUACCCCAGUGAGGCUCGUGCUGUGGCUCAGAUUCUACCGGCAUGUGUCAGUGAUUUCUUCUCAUUACAAGAUGUUAUGAAUAAAGUGAUAGGAGAGUUCCUGUCCAAUCAGCAACCUCACCCCCAGCUCAUGGCUACUGUGGUCUUCAAGGUGUUUGGUAGUCUCCAUAGUCAGGGCCAGCCACAAGGAGUACGAGACUGGGUUAUGCUGUCCCUCUCUAACUUCACACAGCGUACACCAGUUGCCAUGGCAAUAUGGAGUUUAACCUGCUUUUUCAUCAGUGCUUCUACCAACCCAUGGAUUCGAGCUCUAUUACCUCACAUUGUAGGCAGAAUGGGACGUCUGGAGGCAAUUGACAAGAAAUACUUCCUGGUGGUUGCCAAGGACUUCUACACUAAUCAGGUGACUGAAGAAUCCAGUAAACGAGCCUUCAUGUCAACAUUCCAGUCUGCUGCUACAACAUCUACUGAUCCUGUCUAUGCACAACUUAUUGGGUGUCUGUAAAGACCACAGCUUUACAAUCAUUUACAGAUAUCCAGCUUCCACAAAAACCAAGCCUGUUUUCACAAGGUACUGUACAGUAUUUGUGAAAUUUACAUUCAGAAGUUGUUGUUUUAGUUUAGACCUGUCCUCAUAUGCUGGGAUCGGCUGAUUGGAUUGAUACUUCUAUUUCUCAUCCCUUGUUUUUUUUUAUUUGGCCGUCUGGUUCUUUAAUCAUUGCUAAGAUGUGUAAUCUGUAAUGAACGGAUUAAAAAAAUUUUAUAAAUAAGGUUUGAUAUUUUUUUUUUCCAGUACAAAUUCAAUGCAUUGUGAAAGUCACAAGAUACAUGCGGAUAUAACACAAUGAUGUUUUGAAACCUGGUUUUUAUUCAUAUAUUAUAAAGUCAUUAUUUGGAAUGGAUGUACAUUGUGACCAAAUUGUGAUCCAACACUAUAUACUGUUCCAUGUUAGCCCAAACAUGCAAGUGCUGUACGCUGCCGGUGGCUGUGCCACCAUUGGUGGGUCACAGCGCAAUGUUUUGUACAAUAAUACGUAAAAUCAUUGUCUUUUGGCUCUUGACGUGAAAUAGGUGUCUAUUUCAUCGAUUUACACAAUUUUCGUGACAGGCCAUUAUGAUGUAUAGAACACUGACUAUAGUUAUUCGGUGCGUUCGAUUAGCUUCCCUAGGUCGACCCCGAGCUCACUCAGCUGAGCCCCUGACAAGUGCUAAUCGAACGAUCAUGCUCGCCCUCUCGUGGUGAUGCCAUGCAUCUCGGGUCACCCCCAAGUGACCCACUC